GUCAGAGCGGACAUCUUGUGGCUGUGUCGUGCGCGUGAGCCCCGUAGGGCCGGGGAGGCACCAGCUGCCGCGCGGGGAGGAGGCCGAGGCCGCAGCGUGAGGGAGGCCCCGGCCCCUCUGCGCCUGUGUCUGGCAGAGCCGGUGUGAGACGAAGAGACAAUCCUUCCCAGCCGUCGGGAUAAUCAAAGAGUUUUGGCCGGACCUUCGAGCACACACCGAGAUAGUGAGGAGCCAGACGAAAAGCACAGACUGUGGCGCGGAAACGGAUUAAUAAGGAACUUGGUGCUUUGGCCCGUGACCCUCCAGCACAAUGUUCUGCAGGUCCAGUUGGGGAUGAUAUGUUUCAUUGGCAAGCCACAAUUAUGGGACCUAAUGACAGCCCAUAUCAAGGCGGUGUAUUCUUUUUCACAAUUCAUUUUCCUACAGACUACCCCUUCAAACCACCUAAGGUUGCAUUUACAACAAGAAUUUAUCAUCCAAAUAUUAACAGUAAUGGCAGCAUUUGUCUCGAUAUUCUAAGAUCACAGUGGUCUCCUGCUUUAACUAUUUCUAAAGUUCUUUUAUCCAUUUGUUCACUGCUAUGUGAUCCAAACCCAGAUGACCCCCUAGUGCCAGAGAUUGCACGGAUCUAUAAAACAGACAGAGAUAAGUACAGCAGAAUAUCUCGGGAAUGGACUCAGAAGUAUGCCAUGUGAUGCUACCUUAAAGUCAGAAUAACCUGCAUUAUAGCUGGAAUAAACUUUAAAUUACUGUUCCUUUUUUGAUUUUCUUAUCCGGCUGCUCCCCUAUCAGACCUCAUCUUUUUUAAUUUUAUUUUUUGUUUACCUCCCUCCAUUCAUUCACAUGCUCAUCUGAGAAGACUUAAGUUCUUCCAGCUUUGGACAAUAACUGCUUUUAGAAACUGUAAAGUAGUUACAAGAGAACAGUUGCCCAAGAUUCAGAAUUUUUAAAAAUAAUGGAGCAUGUGUAUUAUGUGGCCAAUGUCUUCACUCUAACUUGGUUAUGAGACUAAAACCAUUCCUCACUGCUCUAACAUGCUGAAGAAUCAUCUGAGAGGGAGGGAGAUGGAUGCUGAGUUGUCACAUCAAAGGAAGCAGCAUUAUUCUAGCAGCAUCCAUUCUUGUCUAAGCCUUCCACUGUUAGAGAUUUGAGGUUACAUGAUAUACUUUAUGCUCAUAACUGAUGUGGCUGGAGAAUUGGUAUUGAAUUUAUAGCAUCAGCAGAACAGAAAAUGUGAUGUAUUUUAUGCAUGUCAAUAAAGGAAUGACCUGUUCUUGUUCUACAGAGAA
Dama dama (fallow deer) is the source of this 1289-nucleotide messenger RNA. RefSeq names its product ubiquitin-conjugating enzyme E2 D3-like. The record is from RefSeq and is a predicted model, not a curated record. Bases 339 to 695 code for a protein of 118 amino acids. Gene Ontology annotation, biological process: ubiquitin-dependent protein catabolic process; protein K11-linked ubiquitination. Gene Ontology annotation, molecular function: ubiquitin conjugating enzyme activity. The transcript has a single exon. Gene Ontology annotation, cellular component: nucleus. Lineage: Eukaryota; Metazoa; Chordata; Mammalia; Artiodactyla; Cervidae.